AUGACGAGUAAAAAGGCACCAAGGAUUAUUUUGGGUUGUGCAACAAUGGGUCCCCCAGGAACAAAUAUUGCGAGAAUCACUACCGUCGAGAAAACCAAGGAAAUGUUCAAAACUUUACAGUCAUAUGGGUACACUGAACUCGAUACUGCUCGAUUGUACAACGAUGGCAAACAAGAAGCUUUUACAAGAGAGACAGGUGUACUUAAUGAAGGAUUCACCGUAGCCACAAAGGUGUAUCCUAUAGAAGCGGGUAUGCAUAAACCAGAGAAACUACGGCAGCUAUUUGAAACUAGUCUUCGAGAACUGGGUCAAGAUUCUGUCGAAAUCUUUUAUCUUCAUGCGCCCGAUCGAAGUGUUCCAUACGAAGAAACUCUGGAGGAAAUCAAUAAACUGUACAACGAAGGAAAAUUCAAAAUAUUCGGAUUGAGUAAUUAUGCUGCUUGGGAAGUAGCACAUAUGGCACAAAUCUGUAUUUCGCAUCAAUGGGUCCGACCAAAAAUCUAUCAAGGUAUGUACAAUGCUCUGACACGUGCCUUAGAAGAGGAACUUGUGCCUUGCUGUCGAUACUACGAGAUUGCUAUUGUUACCUACAAUCCACUAGCUGGAGGUGUUCUCUCUGGAAAAUACAAAUCUUCGUCGGAAAUUCCUGAAGAAGGUCGAUUCUCAAAUGCUAAUGGAAAUACAUCAGGAAAAUUAUACCGUGACCGAUACUUUAACGAAAUUUAUCUUGAUGCCGUUAAUCGUCUUUCACCUGUAGUAGAAAAAUACGGUUUGACUCUUGCAGAGACGGCGUUUCGAUGGUUAGUACAUCACUCAAAACUACGUUCUUUCGAUGGUGAUGGAAUCAUUAUUGGAGCGAGUAGUGUCGAACAGCUGAACUCUAAUUUGAAAGACUUGCAAAAGGGACCUCUACCAGACGAGGUCCUUCAAGCAUUAGAUGAAGCAUGGCAUUGUACUCGAGCUGUUGCCAAGACAUAUUGGAGAUAA
Rotaria socialis is the source of this 987-nucleotide messenger RNA. Lineage: Eukaryota; Metazoa; Rotifera; Eurotatoria; Philodinida; Philodinidae. The record is from the annotation of a GenBank genome assembly.